Molecule: messenger RNA, 1544 nt
Organism: Glycine soja
Lineage: Eukaryota; Viridiplantae; Streptophyta; Magnoliopsida; Fabales; Fabaceae
Product: GATA transcription factor 9-like
Exons: 2
Coding region: 15-1244 (409 amino acids)
Biological process (GO): regulation of DNA-templated transcription
Molecular function (GO): zinc ion binding; sequence-specific DNA binding
Source: RefSeq, a predicted model, not a curated record
AAAAAGAUGCUCCAAUGCGUGAGAAAUUUCACUUGUGCCACUCCUUUACUCCUCAAAACCCCACCAUCAGUGUCUCACACAGCAAACCAAAGCAAAGGAAUCCUCAUUCCUUCCAUCAAAACGGUGCGCUUCGCUCCCUCUCUCUAAAACCAACACAUACUACUUCUCUUCAGCUUCUCCCACUAAAACACACUAUCUAUAUGGAAGUGCCGGAAUACUUCGUCGGAAGCUUUUUUGGCACCGGAGGAGCCGAACAGUUCUGCCCUCCGGAGAAGCGCCACUCCGACCAGAAAACCGGCGAGCCUUUCGCCAUUGACGACCUCCUCGACUUCUCCCACGCCGACGCCAUUAUGUCCGACGGUUUCUUCGACAAUGUCGCCGGAAACUCCACCGACUCCUCCACCGUCACCGCCGUCGACAGCUGCAACUCCUCAAUUUCGGGCAGCGACAACCGCUUCGCCACCACCAUUGUCCCUCGCGGCUUCCCCAGUGAUCCUCAAUUCUCCGGAGAACUCUGCGUUCCGUAUGAUGAAAUGGCGGAACUGGAAUGGCUCUCUAACUUCGUGGAAGACUCGUUCUCCGCCGAGGAGGAGCUGAAGACGCUGCAGCUACUCUCCGGCGCCGCCGCCGCGUCCACCGCCAUUGGCGCGAAACCGCAGACGCCGGAGUCCUCCUCCUCCACCGACACGCUUCCGCCGUUCGCCUCCGACGACACCUUGCGAAACGCACCGUUUCUCCACUCGGAAACGCCUCUCCCGGGGAAGGCGCGCAGCAAGCGCUCACGGGCGGCGCCGGGGGACUGGUCCACGCGCCUGCUCCACCUGGUCGCGACGGAGCAGGAGAAGCUGCCGCAGCUAAAGGCGGAGCCGGCGAAGAAGAGAGAAGGAACGAAUGCGGAGUGUUCCGGACGCAAAUGCCUGCACUGCGGUACGGAGAAGACGCCGCAGUGGAGAACGGGACCGAUGGGACCGAAGACGCUGUGCAACGCGUGCGGCGUAAGGUUCAAGUCCGGGAGGCUGGUGCCGGAGUACCGACCGGCAGCGAGUCCAACGUUCAUGUCAACGAAGCAUUCGAAUUCGCAUCGGAAGGUUUUGGAGCUGAGGCGGCAGAAGGAGCUGCAGCGACAGCAGCACCAGCAAUUGAUGAGUCAAAGUUCAAUUUUCGGCGUAUCCAACGGUGAGGAUGAGUUCUUGAUCCAUCAUCAUCACCAGCAUUGUGGGCCAGACUUUAGACACGUUAUUUAGAGUACCUAGUUUAAAUUUUUUAAUUUUAAUUAAGGGUGCAGGUCUAAGUUUAAACUUUAAACUAUCGUCAGCUUCGGCACUCCUUUUUUUCUUUCUUAUCUGAAAAAUUUUGAAUUCUUAGCUUUUUCUAAUUUUCUCUUCUUCCUUUAUGGCAGAAAGUCAGAAAAGAAAAGGAAAAAAAAAGGGCAAUAGAAUCAUGGGGAAGGGUUAAAAAUAGGGAGGGAGAGCUUCAUUCGGUUGUAGAAUCUACUCUUGAUUGUUUUCUCUUUUUUAUUUUAUAUUUUUGCCCUAUUUGGAAAA